Molecule: messenger RNA, 651 nt
Organism: Apaloderma vittatum (bar-tailed trogon)
Lineage: Eukaryota; Metazoa; Chordata; Aves; Trogoniformes; Trogonidae
Gene: TMEM231
Product: transmembrane protein 231
Exons: 5
Biological process (GO): regulation of protein localization; cilium assembly
Cellular component (GO): ciliary membrane; ciliary transition zone
Source: RefSeq, a predicted model, not a curated record
ACCAGAGAAGAUGACAAAAAUCAGGAUGGCAAGAUGGAUCAGCUGUAUUUCAAGUUGGAACUUCCACUACAACCUACAGAGCACGUAGUUGGUGUUCAGCUGAUGCUACUCUUUUCCUACCAGCUUUAUAGAAUGUCAACACUUGUGAUGCAGAGCAUGGCUUUUCUUCAGUUUUUUUCUCCUGUGCCAGGGUCUCAGCUCCAUGUGAACGGAGACCUGAAACUGAACCAGAGACAGUUACUUAACCACUGUGGACUGGAUACCAGAUACAAUGUGUCUGUGGUCAAUGGCACGAGUCCUUUUGCGAGUGACUAUGAUUUAACAAACAUCAUUGCAGCAUAUUCGGAGAGGAACGUGACAACAGUCUUUUCAGAUCCCAGCCCUGUUUGGGUGACUGGAAGAGCAACAGAUACACCGUUUGUCAUUAGUGCCACUAUUCAUUACCCAGUGGAAAUUAUUAAAUAUCAGCCAGGAUUUUGGGAAAUGAUUAAGUUUGCCUGGAUCCAGUAUGUCAGCAUUCUCCUUAUCUUUCUUUGGGUGUUUGGUAGGAUUAAAAUGUUUGUCUUCCAGAAUCAGGUGCUGACUACAAUUCCAAUAUCACCAGUUCUGCCAGUGUCUCCUGUGCUGUCCUACAAACACCACCAGUCCUGA